AUGGAAACUGCAUCUCAAGAAUCAACCAAUACUUUAACAUCAGCAGCUACAAUAACAGAUGAUAAUGUAACCGGUUCAUUUUUACCAAAUUAUGGCUUUCCAGCACCUAUGAAUCUUCAUUUGGUUGAUAAACCUUUUAAAAAUCCACGUUAUAAAACACCAAAAAAACUAAAAAAUCUUAAGCAAAUAUUAGCAGCUGAAAGGAACCAAAAUAUUCCUUUGAAUGUUCCAACUUAUUCUAAUAUAGAAGCACCACCUUCAAUAUUUCCACAAAAGAAAUAUUGCGAUUUAACAGGAUUAGAAGCAAAAUAUACAGAUCCAAAGACUCGACUUCGAUAUUAUUCAGUUGAAGUUUACAAAGAAAUAAAACAAUUAGCUCCUGGUGUUGUUCAAGAAUAUUUAGGAUUGAGAAAUGCUGCUGUUGUCUUAAGAUAA
This is a messenger RNA of Entrophospora candida, 435 nucleotides long. The record is from the annotation of a GenBank genome assembly. Lineage: Eukaryota; Fungi; Glomeromycota; Glomeromycetes; Entrophosporales; Entrophosporaceae.